UCUUCUUCUUCUCUCCCCCGCCUACUGACUCUUUUGUUUGUUUGUUUCAAAUUUCUACAGUAACUGAAACACUCAGGUUUUUCAAUUUCUCAGAGCUUUCGAUUGACGAUGGAGAUGCCCGAAGGAGAAGGAACUACAGAGGAGAAUUACGAUGUAGAUAUCGCGACAACCGCUUCUUCGCUAGGCGGCUCCGGCGUCUUCCAUAUUAUCAAUGACAUAGUCGGUUUCGUCCUCUAUAUGCACCAGCAGAUCCCUUCGGUAUUACAAGAUAUGAGUCUUGAGUUUGAUGGAUUGCAGACAGAAUUUAUGGAUUUGGAGGCGAAUCUUACACAACCUGAAGUGAAACCACUGGUUAGAAGAAAACUGGUGAGUAGAAAGAGGGAGGUGAAGAACGAAAUUAAGAAACUGGAGAAACUGAUGAAAACCAUCUCUAGUCUCCGAAGUGCCCUGCAGUUAAUGAUCCGUGAAACUCCUGGCAUUCAGAAAGUUGUGUUGAUUCUUGGUGGUAGUCCAUUACGGCCUCAAAAAGCUUAUGAGUUGUUAUUCACACAACACAGUGACUAUGUUAUGGGAUACGAAGGUGACUUUGCUAAAUCUAAAGCUGCAGAGGCACUUUCAAAAAAGACUAUCCGAGCACUGAUAUCGACGGGUGCUGGAUCAACUUCUUACCCAGGUCCAAUGAGGCUCUUCAUAUUGGUUCAUGCUCCGCCUACUUUGAAUAUUCCCCAACAUUUCCUUCCUAAACGAGACUUCAGAUACAACAGAAAGUUUGUGCCUUCAAAGUUGAGAUUCAAGUGCAGACAUCAAGAAAGUGCCACAAACUCUUCCCUCAACUCUAGCACAAGUGAUUUGAUAUGGUUUCAAUGUCGACAUGUGAUAAAGGGCUUAGCUUUCCAUCAACCAGUGGAAGAAUAAGACGUGAGAGUUUGUAACUCUCUAGUCUCUAUUGUUGUAACUAAACCCAACCCAGUAGCAGACUUUAGAUACAAAUCAGGAUUUUUCUAUCAAUUCCAAUUGUGAGAGAAUACAACAUGUACUUUUUUGUGUGUUUAUUAUCACCUUAAGAGAAAAGAGAUGCUUAUUGUGUGUAAACACUGCUUUCCUUGCAUCUUUAUGGAAAAAUCAACUAGGAUUAAAGGGGUCA
This is a messenger RNA of Camelina sativa (false flax), 1144 nucleotides long. RefSeq lists its product as uncharacterized. Gene Ontology annotation, biological process: regulation of exit from mitosis. Lineage: Eukaryota; Viridiplantae; Streptophyta; Magnoliopsida; Brassicales; Brassicaceae. The record is from RefSeq and is a predicted model, not a curated record. Gene Ontology annotation, cellular component: nucleus.